Leptomonas pyrrhocoris is the source of this 3042-nucleotide messenger RNA. RefSeq names its product ATP-binding cassette protein subfamily C member 5 putative (ABCC5). Gene Ontology annotation, biological process: transmembrane transport. Gene Ontology annotation, cellular component: membrane. The record is from RefSeq and is a predicted model, not a curated record. Gene Ontology annotation, molecular function: ATP binding; ATP hydrolysis activity; ABC-type transporter activity. The transcript has a single exon. NCBI's taxonomy places the organism in Eukaryota, Euglenozoa, Kinetoplastea, Trypanosomatida, Trypanosomatidae. Bases 1 to 3042 code for a protein of 1013 amino acids.
AUGCCCUUCUCACACGCAGCAUCGGUGCCGAACUGCACCACCGCUGCGGUGAUGGUCGCCUUCUACUAUACCGGUCAGCCGAUGUCGCCCAGUGUCAUCUACCCCGCGCUAGCGUUACUCGGACUCAUGGAAACCCCAUUUCGACUCGUGACGUAUCUCAUUACGAUCUUCACUCAAUACGCAGUAUCGAUGCGCCGCCUCACGUCCUUCCUGGCCGCCGACGACGCGGCGGCGCGGUCGGUGCUGGAGGAGAUGGUGGCGGGCCACGAGGCCAGCGACGCCGCGGCUGUGCUCUCGCACGCGACGGUCAGCGCCUACCGGCCUGUGCCGCUGCCCACGCCGAGCUGGCGGCGCGGCGACGGCGAGGCGCACUUCGAGCUGCGCGUCAAGACGCUGCUGGAGGACGUGGACCUGCGCAUCCCGCGCGGCAAGCUGACUGUUGUGCUGGGGCCGACGGGGUGCGGCAAGUCGACGCUGCUGGACUCGCUGAUCGGCGCGCUCGCGGUGACGCGUGGCCGCGUUGCGUGCAGCCGCUGCGUCGCCUACGUGCCGCAGCAGCCGUGGAUCAUGAGCGCGACGCUGCGCGACAACGUUGUGUUCUUCGGCGCUGCGGACGACGCUGCGUUCGAGCGCGCGGUGGCGAGCAGCCAGCUUGCGGCGGACCUUGCGCUGCUCGCUGCUGGCGCUGCGACGGAGAUCGGCGAGAAGGGCAUCAACCUGAGCGGCGGGCAGAAGGCGCGCGUGAGCCUGGCGCGUGCUGUGUACGCGGACCGCGACGUGUACGUGCUGGACGACCCGCUGUCCGCGCUGGACGCGCACGUUGGCGAGCGUGUGAUGCGCGAGUGCGUGUGCGGCGCGCUGGCGCACAAGACGCGCGUGCUUGCGACGCACCAGGUGAGCGCCGCUGCGUACGCGGACUACGUGGUGCUGCUGGAGGAGGGCCGCGUCGCCUUCCAGGGCACGUACGCUGCGUACCGGCAGUACGCUCGCCUGCACUACGAUCGCAGCCUCAGCGGCCUGGACAAGACGUCGCUGUACGCGGCGCGCACGGUGAGCGAGCUGGGGCCACACGAAGAUUUGACGACGCCGGGCCGCGCUGCCGCCCCUCGGGAGGCUGUAGGCUAUGCUUCCCCGACCACCGUGGAGGAGGGUGCUGCGAUGCUGUUUGGUGUCGGCGAAGAGCGUGAAGACUCUCCGGGAGAUGCCAUAACGGAGGGCGAGGCCCGUGUUGCGAUCACGGAGAGCGGCGAGGAGAAGGCGGUGGGUGCUGUGCCGUGGCUCGUCUACCGCCGAUACAUGGAGGCCUGUGGUGGUUGGCCCGCCUUUUCUUUUGUGAUCAUCUUCUUCGUCUUCACAGAGGUGUUGCUCCGAGCUAGUGACGUGUGGCUGUCCUUGUGGUCUGGCGGUAUACUAGAGAGCAUUUGCUCUCACCGUCGACUGAUCGUCUACGUGGGAACGGUUCUGUUCGCCGUUCCUGCUGGCCCCUCCCGCGAUCUGCUGUGCUUUACGGAUAUGCGCCGUGCCUCCUACCGUCUGCACGCGAACCUAUUGCGAUCCCUCGCCGAAGCGAGGCUGACCUUCUUUGAUAUCACACCUCGAGGACGUCUCAUGAAUCGCAUGUCGCGUGACAUGUCGCAGAUUGAUUGGGACCUCCCCGUGAAUCUGGAUGUGUCGUUCUUUUUCUUCUGUUACCUCAUCUCGUAUGUCAUCAUCAUGACGGUGUCGCAGCCCUUCAUUUUGGUCAUCCUCAUACCGUGUGCGCUGAUCUACGGCCGCAUCUUCCGUUUCUUCUGCACCGCCAACAGGGAGAUGCAGCGGCUGCUGAACAUCUCCAACUCCCCCGUCUUCUCCGCGCUCAACGAGGUGCUGACGGGCCGCUGGACCAUCUGCACCUACGAGCGGCAGCAGGCCAUGAUGCAGGAGGUGCUGCGCAGCCUUGACCGUGUCUUCGGGAGUGGUUACAUGCAGUCCAUGGGCUCGCGUUGGCUGACGGUGCGGGUGGAGCUGCUGGGGAACGUUGCGGUGUGCAGCCUGGCGCUGCUGGGUGUGGUGUCCACGCAGGCCUCCUGGAUGCACAUCAACCUCGGCCUCCUGGCGCUGAGCGUGAGCAAGGCGUCGUCCAUCACGAGCGUGCUGUCGCGCUUCAUCACGGUGGGUGCGUCGGUGGAGGCGUCGAUGAACUGCGUGGAGCGGGUGCUGUACUACACGGACAGCGCGCCUGCGGAGGACCUUGGUGCGGGCGGUGCGGCGUGCGUGCCUGCGACUGCGUGCGGCUUCGCUGCCACGGAGUUCGGGUCGCUUGUGCUGGAGCACGUGGACAUGCGGUACCGGCCGGGGCUGCCGCUCGUGCUGCGCGACGUGAGCUUCGCGGUGCUGCCCGGGCAGAAGGUGGGCGUUGUGGGCCGCACGGGCAGCGGGAAGUCGACGCUGCUGCUUGCGCUGCUGCGGCUUGUGGAGGUGUGCGGCGGGUGCAUGCGCGUGUGCGGGCGCGACGCGCGCGACUACGGCGUGCGUGAGCUGCGCCAGCUGUUCUCGAUGAUCCCGCAGGACCCGCUGCUGUUCGACGGGACGGUGCGCAGCAACGUGGACCCGUUCGGCGCGUGCGGCGACGCGGCUGUGUGGGCUGCGCUGCGGCAGGUUGGGAUGGAGGAGCGGGUGCGGAGCGGCGGCGGCGGGCUUGACGCGCGCGUGCAGGAGGGCGGGUCGAACUUCAGCGUUGGGCAGCGCCAGCUGCUGUGCCUUGCGCGCGCGCUGCUGAAGCGUGGCAGCGCGUUCCUGCUGAUGGACGAGGCGACGGCGAACGUGGACCCCGCGCUGGACCGGCAGAUCCAGCUGACGGUGCAGCAGACGUUCCGCGACUACACGGUUGUGACGAUCGCGCACCGGCUGCACACGGUUGCUGCGUACGACGUGAUCCUCGUGAUGGACGGCGGCCGCGCGGUGGAGUUCGGCUCGCCGCGUGCGCUGGCUGGCGUGGGAAGGGUCUGUGUUUGCACGGCUGGUGCGCUCGCUGGGCAAGGGUGCUCAGCAGGCGUUCUGUAG